This is a messenger RNA of Aspergillus thermomutatus, 903 nucleotides long. RefSeq lists its product as uncharacterized. Bases 1 to 903 code for a protein of 300 amino acids. The record is from RefSeq and is a predicted model, not a curated record. NCBI's taxonomy places the organism in Eukaryota, Fungi, Ascomycota, Eurotiomycetes, Eurotiales, Aspergillaceae. Gene Ontology annotation, molecular function: ubiquitin protein ligase activity. The transcript has a single exon.
AUGUCUCACCUAUCAUCAUACCCCCAUCUAUCCACCAUUCUCGGAGUCUACCCCCAAUGCGAGAACCACUGCUACGGGUACGCCGUAUCCCAACGGCGCCGCUGCAAGCUGCCAACGAGGAGAGACAAUCGAGACAGGGCUUUCUGGCUUCUCAACGAGGGUACCAGGCUCCUACAGCGCGGCUUCUCCAUCGACAGUCUGCUCAUUGAGCUAGCCCCGCUAGUGCUCUGCACACGCUGGCAUCAAAACCAGGCAGACAACCUGGUCGGAGACUGGCGGGCCAAGCUGCGGGCGUUCGAGGAGCAGAGUGUUCUAGCUGCUGUGCUGAAAUCUCUCCGGGAACACGCGAACAGUCAGGCACGGUUGGCAAGGUCAGCGGGUGAGCAGCGUGUCACUGAGAGAGUUUCAAGACCGACGCGCUCGGAGCGGUCGGCUGCCAUUGAGACAGGGGAAGAGGGACGGGAAAAUAGGGAGGAGGGACCUUCUCCCAGCCGAACAUCUACGGAGACUUCGUCGCCAGCUGUCGUCAAUCGUGCGGCGGAGGAGCCAACCGUCCCUCAGAGGGAGCGGAGAACGACCCGUAAGCCAAUUGAAGGAGACUGUGGAAUCUGCAUGUGUCCUCUACGAGGACAAGAUAGUGAGGAAGACGACGAAGGAUCGAAUGUCGACCGAGAAGAGGACGGAGACAACGAUGAUGAAAAUGAAAAUGAUGUGUCGGGCACAGCGUCCGACAACGAGGACCGCGAUGGCCCCGAAGAAGAAAACCUUGACGACCUUGUAUACUGCAGGAAUCAGUGCGGGACGAAUUACCACAAAGCCUGCAUCGACCAGUGGAUUGCUACAUUUGAAAACCGACGAGGUUCUCCUACCUGCCCGACCUGUCGCGCAGUGUGGUCAUCCUGA